AUGUCGUCCUCUUCUUCCUCGACAGCCCCAGCUUCAGUCAAAGACUACUUCCAAGACCUGGAGAUUCAGUUGGAAUCCGAAUUAAUAAUCACGAAAAAGAGUCCCUCGAUGACUUUUGAUAAUAAUUCCAGAGAAUUAUUACACCAUCCCUCUCUCGACGACAUCACUGAUGCCCAUUUGGAUGAUAUUUGUGAGCCCUUGGACCCCAUCGAACCCAAGAUCUUCGAUAAUCUUGAUCUGACCCGAGAAUUGGCAGGGAUUCCAGGCUUUUCUGCUGGGAUCCCGGACCUCUCCUCGAACGGAAGCCAUGUUUUCUAUGAAAGCAGUGCCCCAUCUUGUUCAUCGACCAAUGGAAGAGACUCGAAACAAAGCGAUGAAAAGGACGAAAAUACAGCGACGACCUCGGAUCAUGAGGAAGACGAGAGCUACACCAAGUUUACGGGGUUCACAAUAACUCCGCCGAUGGCCAAUCCUGUGGACAUGACUGCUUUUAAGGACAUGAUUGCGGUCGCUGAUUAUGAUAACGGAGUCCACUUCUUCGAACAGAAGGGGUACCACCGGAAGCACUUCAAAGUUCCCCCUUAUCGGUGAGAAAACCAACAUUUUCCAAAACAAAUCCCCAUACUGUGCUGAAGAAUGGUGAUUUUAUUAUAUUUCAGGAUUUGUGGAGUCAAAUUCUACCACGACCCGGCUGAAAACGCGACUCAUGUUGCCCUCUUGGCCUACCAUGAACAACAAUGGACCGUUAAUAUGUACUCCUGGCCUGGCCUCAAGCAAGAAUGCAUUUUUAAUUGCCCUCCAGAACCAAAUGUCCCAUCCUGGGCGCGACGGAAGAUCGUAAUCAUCGACGAUCUUCUUUAUUUGAUGGGAACGGCCGAGUCCUGCUCGGCGAUCUGGACUCUGGAUCUGAACACAACUCAAUGGUCAGCAAGAGAUUACUAAAAAGUUUUACCUUUUCUUUUUUCACAUGUAAUUUUCGUAUUUUAGGAAAACCCUGAUUGUCGAAAAAGGUCGUCCCGCCCCCGCCUCAGGCAUUUCUUUAACUUUCGCCAACAAUCUUUUGAAUGGAGGGGCCCAGAAAGCGAGUGUCUACUCUGAUUUUGAUGUCCACAAGUUCUCCAAGACUGAGAGUAGAAUCAUUUUAUGCGAGGCUCAGAAAAGCCGAUUGGAUGUGCUGAUCUUGGGAGAGAAAAAUGAAAUUAUUGACACUCAGACAGUGAAGGUAAAGAGGAGGAAGAACCAGAAAUGGAUCGUUCAGGGACCCAAAUUGGCCGUGUGGGACACUGAGCAGGUAAAGAUACCUCUAAUACCACUUUAUCGCAGUUAAUUAAUUAAUCAAAUUAACCAACUUCUCCCCGCAAUUUUUGAAAGCGUCCGACAAAACCACAAAAAUGGAAAACUGCAUCGUGCAGCACUUUUGCGCAAGCUUGUCGCUGUUUUCAUUUCAAGUCUUGCGUUGUGUUUUUUGUGAUCGAUCGGGAGUCGCACUUUCGCUGGAAUCUUGCACAAUGCAAAUCGUUGAUUGCGCGACAGACAUCAUGCGGUUGCGAGGCUGGAAGGGCGCAAUUUUUUUGUUGGCCUUUUCUCUGUCACGAAGAUUCCCGUUGCAGUUCUUCUUUUUUCGUUGAAUUCACAUGCGGCCAAUUUCUUGAGUUAAAACCCCCCUCGUGAACCGUGCAAAGAUUGUACCAUUCGCACUGUUCAUUUUUUCUCGAACCGCACGGUGCAGUUGAAGUAAAAAUGAUUACAAUAAGGAGAUUUAGAGACUUUUUGAUAAAAAAAGUGUGCAUUAUCAUCGCGAUAUGUAAGUCAAUGCUAUUUUUCAGGAUAUAAUUGUAUACGACGGCAGUGGGAAGAUUUUCUGGUUCGACGGCUCCAAUUAUCGCAUCCAGAAGAUCGUUGGCGACAUCGGACGGAGUGAAGUGUGCUCGAUGGAGGCCAAGAAUGGAUGGUGUUACGUUUUAUGUCGCCAUCAGCUCAAGAUCCAUGCCUUUUACUACAGAUAA
Bursaphelenchus xylophilus (pine wood nematode) is the source of this 2006-nucleotide messenger RNA. Lineage: Eukaryota; Metazoa; Nematoda; Chromadorea; Rhabditida; Aphelenchoididae. The record is from the annotation of a GenBank genome assembly.